Messenger RNA from Parathielavia appendiculata, 930 nucleotides. RefSeq lists its product as uncharacterized. Lineage: Eukaryota; Fungi; Ascomycota; Sordariomycetes; Sordariales; Chaetomiaceae. The annotation marks the transcript as partial. The transcript has a single exon. The record is from RefSeq and is a predicted model, not a curated record.
UCCUCGGCGCCGCCCUCCAGGACCCCAAAGCGCCAACCUCUCCCGCUCGGCGCCCUGAUGGCCGCCCUGCCCUCCAACGUCGACGCCUUCCUAACCCGUCUCGACAAGUGCCUCUCCACCCCGUCCGGCAUCGACACAGUGAUGCUCUUCCUCUGCUACACCUCUAAGCUCGGCGCCUCGGUCCUCUCGUCCCUCUCGCAGUCCGCCCUGCGGCGCUCGGCCCGCGAGUGGAUCGCUCUCGUGGGCUCGCUCCCCCGCGGCACCACCGUCGUCUUCUCCUCCCCGGCCGCCGCCACCGCCGCCACGGGCGGCAAGACGGCCCUCCCGGCGGCCGCCGCCCUGGCGCUCGUCCUCUCUAAGCGGCUCUCCGCCCUCUCCUCCCUCCUCAGCGAAGCCCGCAUGAUUCUGCGCCUCUGGGCGCUGCUGGGCAUGUACUUUUGGGCGCGCCGCCUCGUCCGCGCCACCUUUUCCUCCUCCUCCUCCAACUCCUCCAAGCAACCCAGCGAAAAGGAACUCCCCCCCCCUCCAGCACCGGGCAAACUCGGCACCCUCCUCGAGUACGUCCGCCUGGCGCUCUGCGUAAUCUUCCAAUCCCUGGAAAACGGCGCCUACCUCUCCUCGCGCGGGGUCCUGUCGUGGACGCCGGCGCAGCAGGGCAAGGCGUACAAGUGGAGCGCGCGGUUCUGGGCCGCCUACGUGGGUAUCGAGCUGGGCCGACUGGCGGCGGCGCGGUUCGGGCCCGAGUUCCGGGCCAGGACGGCGCGGGAGAAGAGCCAGUGGGCCAAGAACGCGGCGCGGCAGCUCGCUUGGGCGCCGCUGACGCUGCAUUGGGGCAGCGACAAGGGCCUGGUCAGCGAGACAACGGUCGGGUUGCUGGCGAGUAUUCCGGGGGUUAUUCAAAUGAGGGAUCUGUGGGCAUCUACGGCUUGA